Messenger RNA from Vombatus ursinus (common wombat), 1743 nucleotides. Its product is annotated as gasdermin-D-like. Gene Ontology annotation, biological process: defense response to bacterium; pyroptotic inflammatory response. NCBI's taxonomy places the organism in Eukaryota, Metazoa, Chordata, Mammalia, Diprotodontia, Vombatidae. The record is from RefSeq and is a predicted model, not a curated record. The coding region runs from base 283 to 1449 and encodes 388 amino acids. Gene Ontology annotation, molecular function: phosphatidylinositol-4,5-bisphosphate binding; phosphatidylinositol-4-phosphate binding; phosphatidylserine binding. The transcript has 10 exons.
UUGACCCUGUCGUCCCCUGAGCUAACAACAGUAGUAAGACUGGGCUAGCCGGGAUUGAAGACAGAAAACAGCACUUCUCACGUUGACGUCUGAUUUCUUCCUUUCCUGGAAAUGGGGCAAGAAAAAGAACCGUGAUGCCAGUAGUUUCAGUUUUGGCUGAGGUGGAAAGCAGCUCACAAAAUCUCUCUUUGAAACAAAGCUCAGCUCUUAGGGAGGGAGAGACUCCUGUCCCACCCCAUAUGCACACAGCCAUCCCCAGACAGGACAAGGCUGCCAAGAGCCAUGGCCUCUGCAUUUGAGUGGGCUGCCAAGAACGUGGUUCGAGAGCUGAGCAGAAAUGGGGAGCUCAUCCCUGUGGACAGCCUCAAGAGCUCCACUCACUUCAGUCCCUACUACCUGGUCCGGAAGAAGGCCAGGAGCUCCUUGUUUUGGAGGUCGAAGUAUGUUUGGCUCAAUUUGACUCUCAAGGACAUUCUGGAUCCCAGCUCCCCAGAACCAGAAGUGACCCAGCAUGGACCAUUCCACUUUAAUGAUGAGGUGGAUGGGCAGGUGUCUGGCAGUGUGGAGGUAACUGCCUCUGUGAAGGGGAAGAUUUCAGGACAGACCUCAGUGUCAAACAAAACCAUCCUCGAAGUCAAGACUCUCAUCGUAUCCCCUAACACCUGGGACAGCUUACAGAAGGAAAGAAUGGGCAUCAUGGCACCUGUAGCCCAGACCUCUCAGGGCUCCUGUGAGGAUCAACACUGGCCCAACCAAUCACCUGACAGACUGGAUGGAACAGAAUCUGCAAUGUACCAGUCAGAUUCCUCCAGAGGAACGACAGUCAGCACAGUCUUAGACUUUGAGCAACUUCAGGCUGAGGUGGAGAAUGAACAAAGCCAGCUGACCAUGCUGGACAGGAAGUUACAACAGUUUCUGCUUCAGGCUCUCCUGGGGCUCCUCCAGAGUGAGCAGGAUCUGCUGGAAUUAGAAGACAUGCUAGAACAGAGUUUAUACACUGGGGUACCCCCACAGAAGGUGAAGGGCAUGACAGGCGAUAUCCUAAGUAACCUACAAGACAGGAAUGGACAACUUGUGGAGGAACUAGCAGGGGCAUUCCUCUAUCUCCUUGGGGCUCGGACAGCCCUGAGUGACAUCCAACAUCAACUCCUGAUCCAGUUGCUACAGAAAAAGGAACAGAUCCUGUCCCAGGAGGUAGAACUGGUGAAGGCAGUUCUGAAGGAGAACUUCAAUCAGACCAAGAAGAGGACUUUCUCCCUUCCUUCAAAGCUGCUGUCCUUUGUCCAGGGCCAGGAUGAAAAUUUGACCCUCACAUGUGGCCUGUUGGAAGAGUGUGGACUGUGGCUCUCAGGAGAUGAACCCCAAUUUACCUGGAACCCCAGUGCUCUGUACUCACUUUGUGCACUGCAUGGGAGUCUGGUGAUGCUGCAGGCUCUCACUGAGGCCUGAUGACCUAGCCCCCACUCUCCCCACCCUUUUGAUACCUCCUCCCCCUAUGUCAGCCCCAGGCCCAGUGCAUUAGGGGACAGCCCUAUUUCACAACACAGGAUCAUGACAUUUGUUUGUUGGGCCUUCCCCUGUGCUUCACUAAAAAGAAAUCCCCACUGUGAUGUACUAGACCAGUGGUCAUUCAGCCUCUGCUUGAAGACCCCAUUGCAGGGAAACCCACCACCUCUCUUUUUCUUUUUCUUCAUCUUUUUUUUUAGGCAUUUGGAGCUAAGUGACUCGCCUGGGGUCACACAG